CCGCCAAAGCUAAAAAAAAAAAGAAUUAAAAAAAAAUAGCCCAACCCCACAACCCAAGUUUUCCCCCACUAUCUGAACCCCAAAUUUCCCCUUUGUCUCUGUUUUGCGUUUGUGACGAUUUUGUUCACUGUUUUUUUUUUUUCUAUGACCUCAUUCGAGGCAUUCUUCGAGGGCUGGCUGGUUCGGCAAGAGCACUACUUGGACGAACUCCAAUCGGCCCAGCAGCGAGCCCAUGAAGCCCGCGACGUCGAUCUGCGAGACCUGGUCUCUCGGGUGCUGAUCCAUUACCAGCAAUACUAUGAAGAGAAAUCGAGAAUUGCGCAGAGAGAUGUGUUCCUGGUGUUUUCUCCGACUUGGUUCACUUCGCUGGAGCGGGCCCUGCUCUGGAUCGCCGGGUUCAAGCCGGGUCUGGCAUUCCGGCUGGUCUCGGACUCCGUACCCGACUUGUCCGCGGACCAGCGGGUCCGGAUGACCCGGCUCAUCGAGGAGACCCGGGUCGAGGAGCGCGCGCUGGAUGAUAAGCUGGCCAAGAUUCACGAGAGCGUGGCUGCCCCACCGUUCGUCGACGUGGCGCGUCGCCACGCGCGGUGUUUGGACGGUGAGACUGCGGAGGAGGAGGAGGCGGCGACGCGGUCGCUGAAGUCGGCAUUGGAGGGCGUGCUGGCGAAUGCGAAUUUGCUGAGGACGACUCUAGCUGCCAAGCUGGUGGAGAUGCUGAGCGGCGCUCAGGCGGUUCGGUUUUUGGUCGCGGUGGCUCAGUUUCAGCUCAAGAUUAGGAACUGGGGAUUGCAGAGGGACGCCGCCGAGAAACAGCGGCGGUCCGGCGGAGGAGGACGGCGCUAGUUCAAUUGUUUAGAAAUUGAGUCACCGUUUUUUCUUUUUGUGUUUGAGGAUUUUGAUGAAGAGCUUAUGUCAUUAGCAUAAUUUCUCAUUUGUAUAUAAUUGUUAAUUACAAUACUAAUAUGUCUCGGCCAUUUUUCUACAAAUUUCAGCAUUCCUAG
This is a messenger RNA of Rosa chinensis, 1001 nucleotides long. Its product is annotated as protein ZW2. The record is from RefSeq and is a predicted model, not a curated record. Lineage: Eukaryota; Viridiplantae; Streptophyta; Magnoliopsida; Rosales; Rosaceae. The coding region runs from base 145 to 843 and encodes 232 amino acids. The transcript has a single exon. Gene Ontology annotation, biological process: DNA-templated transcription. Gene Ontology annotation, molecular function: sequence-specific DNA binding.